GUUGCAGAACAGAAAGUCAGUACUGCAGGAUCUGCUAUAAUGAAGAAUCGAUAUGUGCUCACUGGGACUUCUUGGGUUACUGGUGCUUUUAAUAGGGUUGCCAAGGCAGCUGAGGAUGUUGGACAGAAGACAAAAGAGAAAGUGGUACAUGCAGAAGAGGAACAGAAGCGAAAAGUAGAAGACCAAUAUGCACAGGUCCUUUCUGACUCCCCGAAAGCAGCUGCAACUAGCGAUCUGCACUCUUCCAAGCCUGCUCCUGCUCAGGGUUUGAUCCUCUGAUUUGCUUCUUGUACAUACCUUCUUUGAAACUCUUGCAAAUUGUUUCCAUGUGAACCCCACCCUUUUAUCUGAUUGAAAUUAAUGUAACACUGGUUUUACUCGUUA
This is a messenger RNA of Vigna umbellata (rice bean), 384 nucleotides long. Lineage: Eukaryota; Viridiplantae; Streptophyta; Magnoliopsida; Fabales; Fabaceae. The record is from RefSeq and is a predicted model, not a curated record.